Glossina fuscipes is the source of this 1670-nucleotide messenger RNA. RefSeq names its product receptor expression-enhancing protein 1 (gene ReepA). Gene Ontology annotation, cellular component: cytoplasmic microtubule; endoplasmic reticulum membrane; endoplasmic reticulum tubular network. The transcript has 10 exons. Lineage: Eukaryota; Metazoa; Arthropoda; Insecta; Diptera; Glossinidae. The record is from RefSeq and is a predicted model, not a curated record. Gene Ontology annotation, biological process: endoplasmic reticulum tubular network organization. The coding region runs from base 271 to 1569 and encodes 432 amino acids. Gene Ontology annotation, molecular function: microtubule binding.
UUUGUUGUAUUAUAUGGUGGAGAAUAUUUUUUAAAGUUGGAGAGUCUUUUCGAAUUUGUGCAAUUUCUAUUAACUGGGAUUAGAUUAUUUACUUACCUUUGUUGCACAAUCGCUGAAAAUGAUCUGCGAGUGCUUUGAAACAUAGGAAAAUUGCAGUUUCCCUUCAGCUAAACUUUCGGAUUAAGCCAAAUAGAUGUGAAUGUGUAUGUUGUACUUUUCCUUUUUUGGUGCCUUUUUGGCCGCGCUAUACAGCAAAGAAAAAAUUUAAUAAUGAUCAGUGCGUUAAUUUCAAGACUUGUCAUACUAUCUUUUGGUACUCUAUAUCCGGCUUACGCUUCUUACAAGGCUGUGCGCACCAAAAAUGUGAAGGAAUAUGUCAAAUGGAUGAUGUACUGGAUUGUAUAUGCGUUCUUCACAUGUUGUGAGACAUUUACAGACAUAUUUCUAUCAUGGUUUCCAUUUUAUUAUGAAGUUAAGGUUGUCAUUGUGCUCUGGCUGUUGUCUCCUGCCACCAAAGGAAGUUCAACAUUGUAUAGAAAAUUUGUACAUCCUAUGUUAACACGGCGUGAGCAGGAAAUUGAUGAAUAUAUCAGUCAGGCGAAAGAACGCGGUUAUUCUGCUGUGCUACAAUUAGGUUCUAAAGGUGUGAAUUAUGCAACGAAUGUUAUCAUGCAGACGGCAAUCAAGGGCGGUGGAAAUUUGGUUCAAACAAUACGUCGUAGUUAUAGUUUGAGUGACUUGUCAGAGCCAGACCUGCACCGAAAGCAAGAAGAGGUUGAUGAAGUGGUUAGCUUACCAUCUCAGCAGAGAACACUACGUUCCCGGUUUGUUGCACCUGCUAAUCGCCACUCGACUGGGAUGUACUUUACAGAAGUAGAUGUAACUUCGAGGGCUCCUGCAGACUUUAACUACAAUAUUCGUUCUUCAGAUGAUAUAAGUUCUGGUUAUUCAAGUACGGAACCGGUUUCUGCAAACUUGAGUCGCACCUCUUCAAUGACAAACGCUUCCAGACCACGACCUAGAACCAAUAAACGUUCCGAGGGCAUUGUUGUCUAUAAAUUUCAGCAGUUUGUUCGUCCUUUACAGAUCUAUUCUUAUUUUCAAGAUAUUCCCAUAAAUCAAUCGCCGUUAACUUUAAACAAACAAGCAGUUAAUAAUUUUGAUUAUACCCCCAGAAAACAAAACUUUGAAGUUCAUCCAAAUCCACUAUCGUAUACGUCAAGUUUCCCAGGAGAGAUGAUUUAUUUUCUAAAUGCGGACGUUAGUUCAUCUGAUGAAUCUUACGAAAGUGCAUCAGAUAAGGAGUUUGGAGAUGAUCAACAAAACGAUAAGAAUUUCUUUAAUUGGAAUAUAAAAGCAAUGAAUUCUAUUAUAAUAGGAAAUUCAAAACAAAUUUUAUCAGCCGAACAAGUGAAGAGAACUGCCGAAAAGAGAACUGCUCGGCCUUACUUGCAUAACAAAGGCAAAGCACCAGAACCAUUAAUUUUAACUUCUGGUGGAAACAAAAUUAAAUCGUCUCUUAAUGAUAUGUGGGCCAUUAGUUCAAAGUCAAAAGAAACACAAAUUUAAUAUUAAAUAUUCGGAUAAAAUAAUAUCUGCAAGUUAUACUACAUUGCCUCGCAGCAAAAAGGCCGAAAAAGUUAUUGGCGCUGGAUCAGCUAAAUAUCGUA